This is a messenger RNA of Drosophila rhopaloa, 1224 nucleotides long. RefSeq lists its product as uncharacterized. The record is from RefSeq and is a predicted model, not a curated record. The coding region runs from base 385 to 1182 and encodes 265 amino acids. Gene Ontology annotation, cellular component: membrane. Lineage: Eukaryota; Metazoa; Arthropoda; Insecta; Diptera; Drosophilidae. The transcript is spliced from 8 exons.
AACUGAUAAAAAUUCCCAAAUUUGAAUUUGUUAAAUUCUUUAGUAGAAUGUGCUUUUGCCCCACGCUUGGACUCAAAAUCGGACUUUUAAUUUUAAUACCAUUAACUGCAGUGCUCUAUUUUUUUAUAGCUGACGUAUCGGGAAAGCUAAUCAUCCUAUUUGUGUGUUUAUCUACUGAAACAAACCCAGAUAAGACGGCAGCUCACGCCUGGUUCAUUGUAGGCUGGUUUAUUUCGAACAGUUUUUAUGUAUGGCCUCGAUUAUAUUGUACUGUAUCCGGCUCCAUGAGUUAUCCAGGGACGAAGAUCUUGCCAACUAAGUUACUAUUAUUAUAAUUAAUGUCACUAUCAUGACUUAUCAUUGUUUAGAGAUAAGUUCAUUGAUAUGGAAAACAACCUCCCGGAACUUCGGAAUCGGGAACCCCACAAAUGGAAACUGAGGACCUGUCGCGUGGUGAUCUUCGUCUCGUGGGCGAUCUCUUUCGGCUUCACCUUUGCUAACAUUUAUAUAUAUUAUUUCCACCUGCUAGAUAACUUGGAAUGCCGGAAGUGCUUGUACAAUUCAUAUAUGGCCAUCGGAAUAGCCACUUCGGUUUUGAUUUUGCCACUCCUUUUAUUUUCCCUGCCCUUGGUGGUAUUACAAACUGCCCGGGGAAUUCGCAUUUACUUGCCCUUUCUCUUUUUGGCCUCCGUUAUGGAGUUCAUGUUGGCUGUGGUUUUCACCCAAGGAUAUCCAAUCAUCGUUGAUGUUUCACAGAUGUGGAAGGACCACAAGGGUCUGGAGUUCUUUGAAGUCAGAGUGAGACUCAAUAAAACACUGCUGAAAAGUAGAUAUGAGUGCUGCGGCGUUUUGGGGCCCGACGACUACGCGGUGUCCCUGCUGGAACUUCCGAAAUCCUGUUUCAAGGAACGCAGUGGCCGCAGCGCAGACUUAUACACCACAGGUUGCUCAACCCGAUCCUACAAUUCACCCCAGAUCCCUUUUAGCGAGUAUGUCUCCGGGCUAGUAAGGUUAGGAUUGGUCCUGGCCUUGGUUGUAUACAUGAUUAUCCUGAAACGGACCAAAACAGCUCGUCGCACGCUGCGUUCAUUGAGCCCCCAAGUUCGUGUGCGAUAUUCUAGAGGUAGUUCUUCUUUAGCAGAUGGAAAUAUGGAAUUGGUAUUGCCAGUCCCAAAUGUUUAAACACAUUUUAAAAUAUUCCUUGCUUUGACACUUGUGAAUCGA